CACAAGCAAAAUAGCUUUGGCCCACUCUCAAUGUUUGCUGCAGUUGCACGAACAACAGGUGGAAUGAACCACCAGCAAAACCAGUGCAAAUACCAGUGUUUAAAGAACAAGGCUGAGCUGGUUCAUAGCUUUAUAACUGACAUUUAAAAGCUGAAACAUUAUCUUUACAACACAUAACCUAGAAUGUGCGUACAGAAUGUGCAUAUAAUCCGAACAGCAAGUUCCUAUCCAUGUUUAUUGAAACUUACAAAUGUAAAUGGAUCUUACUUCUGAGUAAAUAUAUAUAGGAUUCAACUGAUCAAGUAUUUGGACGAGAUGGGAGAGAUGCUUUGUUUCAACUGGCCCUAGACUUUACCAUAGCUUUCCCAGCUGUAAGAAAUCUUAGUAUAGAUGCAUUUUAAGAAUUACAGAUACUAUUUUCAAAAUAUGUUUCCUACGAAGUCCUAUUCAUGACAAAUUAAUCUGUGUUGUAUGGUUUAAGGACUAUCACCAAAGUGAUCUCCAAUAAACAUUUCAAAGGCCUUAUGAAGAUGUGUUAAUGAGGAGUUCCUUAAGAAAUUUUAACGAUAAAACCAGGCAGAUUUUCCUGUGCUACUUUAGAUUGUUACCAAAUUCACUCUGUUCAUGCCCCCCAUAGGUUUUCUUCAAAAGGUCUUGAACAAGCCAAUUUCUUCCCCAAACAGAUGUAUAAUACACAAAUGUAUAAUAGCUUAUAUUGUUUCCCAGCUCUACCUGAAUAUGCCAGGGAUUGAACCUAUAAACCUUUUCAUGCAAUGAAUGUGCUGUGCAACUCAGUUAUGGUCCCUAUAUAUACUCACUUUCUUGCCUCUACACAUACUCCAGUUCUAAGACUCAGAUUCAAGGAUCUGCCUACAAAAAACAUUCCUCUCUAUUUUACUAUCUCAAAGAAACAUAUAGCUAAAUUAAAUUAAAUCAGUACUAGUUUGUUUUUUGGUGGGUUUUGUGAUUGGGUUUAAUUUGAAGAUUAUUUUAUAUCUGAAAUAAAAAUAAUGAAUAGUAAGUUUUGAAAUUAGUAAUGGUUGGGCUUGGCAAAGGCCUAGGCAUAUGCUGAAGUCUACUAUUUAGUUUUCCUAACAGCGCAAAUAAUGUUAAAUAUGUAUAAUUGUUUGUAAAAGUCUAUGAAAGCCUGAUUCUAUGAGUGUUUACUUCAGAGUAGGUUUUGCAACACUCAAUGAAGCCAAUUCUCAUGUAUACAUACACAGAAUUAGAGAAUCAGGUUCUGAUCAUAAAUCUAUUCACUUUGAAUGAAGUCUAAUGAAAAAAAAGUUCCUGUGAAUUCAAAGUAUGCUUAGAACUGAAAGUGUUAUGAUCAGUUCACUGAAGGGAUUCAGAUUACUGCACUAAAAACAUACGUUAUUAAUGAAUAAAUAAUCAAAGCUGUAUCAUAUUAUUUAUCAACACUUACAAUUAUUCCAUCAGUAAAGAAAUGAAAAUAAUUCCAUAUUUAUGUUAAUAAUGUUCCACAGUCCAAUUUGGAUACCAACAAACUUUAAGACAGCGCAGUACCUGAAGUUAAAGUGAACCAAACUCAGGUUUCUCUUUGGGUGUGAUGUACCAUAACAGAAAAAAACAGAACAAUUAAAACCCAUAGGCUGUCCCAGAACUAAAUUAAAGUGCCCAGCUUUUAAUAAGAUUAAAAUUGUGUUUAAAAAACCCAGUAUCUAUAUAAAUGGAUCACUACUUCACAUGUAUCCAUAUAAAAUACUUUCCCCCCUCUUCAACAGAAAGUUAUCUUGCUUAGCACUCUGAAUACUGAAGGCAAGCUGUCCUUCAGAAUUACAGCUGAAGCUUUUCCACUGACUUUCCACAUUUGUUUUUCACCAGACAUCUGACCUGAUCAAAAGUACAAGUUUUAUGUUGCCAUUAAGAUUAGAAAAGGUACUUUUUGCCAACAAAUCAUGUUAUCAGAGAAAGUAUUCAGAAGGCCAGAAUCACUUGCUGCCUUCAAAUAGUAGAGAAGCAUCACAUAUCCAGCUGCAUGUUACUUUGGUCAGAUUCCCUGGGCCUAUUGAAAUGCAUAGGCCAUCUGUGCACAUUUCACAGUUCAAACACACAUUGCAGCUUUAGUAAAUAUCCUCCUACUUUAAACUAUUUCAGAAUAAAAACACAAAGACAAUAACUCCACAACAGAGCUGCCCAAGCUGUACCAAAUGUGACUUGCAAUAAUCACCAUAUUUUCCAAGCUUCUAUUCCACUUUUGCAAAGUACUAAAUAGAAUUUAAACUGGGCAAAUUGCACCCUUACAGCAAAGUUUUACUCCAGAUCAAUGGGAUUUAUAAAUAAGAUAUAUAGGAUUGGCUUUAAUUUUUAUGAUCAGGUAAAAUGGAAAGUUUGAUUCUUAAGUCCUUAAUAAAAACAAAUGAGAGGUCUCAGCAGAAACAGGUGACACUGAAAAUGGCAUUAACAAUAUUUACUUCAUGUAAUGUUAUUCAAACAUGCAUCAUUUCAUGGAUCACAAACAUGCUAAAUAAAUGUGUUAGUUAUUAUUAUAAGCAAGUAUAAAACCCUUUGCAAAGUCAGGAUCUCAAAAGUGACAUAACCUAAACAAAUUAACUAUACACAAUCAGGUGCUUCUAUUUCAUACUGCCAAUCUUAAAUACAAAAAAUUCAAAUACUAUGUAGACACUUCAGGGAAAAGCCUUUUCCAAGUCACCCUUUGAGUCAACAUCUGUCUCUCUACAUAGCAGAAAGUUCCCAAGACCACUACCAACAGUAAGUAGUUAUAUAUCUAUAUUUAGAUAUAGAUAUCCCCACAUAUACUAUAUAAGAACAGCAGAUUGGAAGACUUUUUGUAUAUGCCCAGAAGCAAAGCAUCAACGUGGAACAAAAAAACCCAAAGCAAUAAAACAAAAAUCAAUGACACUUGAUUACGUAGGAAGGAAUAAAUAAACACUAGACAAGAGCAUGGAAUGUGGCAUUUUCCUUUACCCAACGAGUGAGCAAAUUAUAAUAUACAAAUAUCCUCUACAGUACUGGCCAAGAUCAGAACACAAUGCUGAUACCUUUCACUCUGCAUCUCCCUCAAAAAAAAAACCCCAACCCAAGCAAACCCCCAAACCCAAAUAUAACCAACCAGGAAACAAUCAAACCGCUUCUUAUAGUCAAAAGUAAAAAGAGAGAGAGAAACAACCCCCCCUCCCACCAGCAAUCCAGAUCUGCUUGCCUCAGAGUGAAAUUGUGGAGCAGGAGCAGGCAUUGCUCGCCUUACCUCCUUCUCCCAUACCCAGAUAGGCUUACCUUAGCUGCCCCCCACUUUUAUUUCCUUUCCUGGAGCAGUGGAGAGAGAGACACACACAAAGGGUAAUAAAGGGGGAGGAGGGGAGAGCAGGGGGAUGGGGGGGGGAGAGAGAGCUGGCUUCUGCUGCUGCUCCUGCUGUGUGUGUGGUGAGGUGUCUCCAGCCAGGGCCAAAAAGCAGCAGCAGCAGCAAUAGUAGUAAGAGGAGGAGAGGGGGGACUGUGUUGCUAAGAGGCUUUAGCUCUCUUCUCUCUCUCUCCUCUGACGGCCGAAGCGGGGGAAGAAACUCUCCUUCUCUCCUGUCUCUCUCUGGGAUCCUCUAGCUAGGCUGCGGGUGGGGGAGAAACUCAAAUCUCCUCAGGCCGAGCCCUCCCCGCAAACCAUUUCAAGGUGGAAUUAGUGCUCUGUCCCUUUAACAAUAUAAAUAAAAGGUUCCCCAAUCUCCCCCCCCUUCCCUCUCUUCUUCAUCAUCAGCUGCUGCCGCUGCUGCUGAGGCUCUGGUUCUGGCUGAGAGAAAGAUGGGAGGCUGUCACUGCGCAUGCGCCCCAAGGGAGCUUGCUGGGUUGAAGGAGGGGGGGAGGGAAAAAAGGUUGCCUCCCACAAUGCCGCGCGCCGCAAGCGAACCCGGAAAAGGAUUCCGCGAAGGUGGGAGGAGAAAAGGGGAGGGGAAAAAAAAGAGAGAAAAAAGAGGGGAGACCGGAAAUUGCGGGAGGGGAAAUCAAGAGGGCAAAGGCGGAAGUAAGCCAAUGGGCGGAGGCGAAGAGGAGUAGAGUCGGAGAGAGAGACGCAGGAAACCCGUUGACUCGGAGCCGCUGCGCUUGUAAAUAGAUCGGCGCCCUCACGCGGGGGUCACGUGAGAGAGGUGCGCUCUCUCGCGCGCGGAGGUUGCCGGGAGGGCACUCAUCAGAGCUUGGCGGCGGGAGCUCGGAGUAACGGCGGCGGGCGGGAGCCGAGAGCGAGAGUGACGGCGUGGGGGGGGGGGAGAGGCGCGCGCUCGCUUGCUCGGGAGUUUCCUGUGAGCGUCGCAGGUAACGGUCGGUCCAGGACGUGGUUUUGAGGAGGGUGGGGGGAAGGUGAGCGCGCGGGAGCUGCGUGGAGGAGGGCGGGGCGCAGUUUAAAAUGCCUCAUCUUGGCUUCGGUUUUUUUGGGUGGUGGUUUUUUAAAACGGGACGUUGGUUCUGAAGCGGUUCAACGGCUCUUGCACCUGCCCUCUCGCCCUAUAAGCUGGGAAGGCGUGUUGGGCUGCUCUUUUCCUCAAGGCGAAAUAGUGGUGGGCUGGGGGGGGGGCUUUCGUCCCCACUUUUUUUUUUUAAGGAAUAAGGAUCUGUAGGUGGGUUGUGAGAACGGGACACGGCCAUGGUGUCAUUAAGCCCAAGGCAGGAUAUUAGCAGGGGCGGUGGUUAAAUAUGCACAGUGGGGGGGAAGAAGCGGCUGGAAGGCUGGACACCCUGGUGGGAUUCUGCAGGGACCUAGGCAGGCUAGUCCCGGAUAAUACUAUUUGCAGCCCACUUGGUUAUAAUCUGUUCUUGACAUUGACGACAUCAUGCCCAUGGUGUGUUUUGAGUUUAAGCACCUUUUUUUGCAUUUACGUGCCAGCCCUGUCAAAGUUACAGCAGCCAUAUAGAAUAUCGAAAAGUUCAUUUAUUUCAGUAAUUCAACUUAAAUGGUGAAACUAAUAGAUGAGAUAGACUCAGGACAUGCAAAGUGAGAUAUGUCAAGCCUUUAUUUGUUAUAAUUGUGAUUAUCAUGGCAUACAGCUGAUGAAAACCCCAAAUUAAUAGUCUCAGAAAAUUAGAAUAGUAAAUGAAAUCAGCAAAACAAGGAUUGCAAAUAGAGCGAUAUUGGACCUCUGAGAAGUAGAAGCAUGCAUAUGUACUCAGUACUUGGUUUGGGCCCCUUUUGCAUCAAUUACUGCCUCAAUGUGGCGUGGCAUGGAUGCUAUCAGCCUGUAGCACUGCUGAGGUGUUAUGGAAGACCAGGCUGCUUCAACAGCAACCUUCAGCUCUUCUGCAUUGUUUCACCUGUAGCUUCUUCUCCCUACCUCCAAAUAGAUAGAGAAACUGUUAAGUAUUGAGGACAAAUAUAGGAAUUAGAGGCUGGCUGAGUGUUGACAUACGUAAAGUGUUUGUAGGUGGCAUAAAUUGCACAUGUAUUAUUUCUGAAGUGUCUUGACUUUGCUGUAUUUGACAGCACAUCCUUCUUCCAUUUCAGCCCUCGUACUACUUGACAUGUGUUGCGUAAAUUGCUCCUGCCAAACUUCCAGUUGAAAAUUAUAGUGUGUGAGCCCCUCAGGGUAGGAAUCUGGUUUCUUGUUCUUUGUAAAGUAUCAUGUCUGUUUGUUUAGAGCAUUUGCAUGCCCACUUCAACCAAAAAGGGCUCCCAGAAUGGCUUCCAUAAAAUGAAUAAAAACAAGACAGUCACUGACUAGAGGCUCACAGUCAAAAAACAAAUCACACAAGGGACAGAGAUGGAAAAGAGAAAGCAAACUCAGGCACCAAGUCAAACAGUAGUUCCUACAGUGACUAGCUAGUAUAGAAACAGAUUGGUUGGCAUCAGAGAUGUCUGAUGGGAGUUGGUCUUUCAGCAGAGCUGAUGGGAUGAGAGCCCUACUUCCCAUUUCUCCUUCUGACAUAGCCUGAUGGAAUUGCUACUGCCAGGUGACAGUUGAUGGUGCUGUAUAAAUAUAAUACUGUGGUGAUAAAAUUAUGAAGUUAUAAACAAAGAUCAGAAAUGGAGGACUGUGGUAUAUAUAUGGCCAGCUGGUAUGAGAUGAAUAAACUGAAGCGGAUUGGGUUUAAAUGGAGGUCAAAAUUGGGUUGGAGACUGCCUACUGUAAAGUCUCCACCCCCCUUUUUUUCUAAAAUCUGAAUGCAAAAGUAGCACUGGAGUAAAUUAAUCUCUUUAUUGUGGCUAUCACUACUGCUUUUCAAAUACUAGGUUUUUUCUGAGCUAUAGGGGCUUGUCUCUACUUCUGCUUGUCCCACUGCUUUCUGCGUAUUGAUGUUUGUUCCGAUUCAGCAGUAACAGUCACUUUUCCCCGGGGAAAGCAGUGGGGCAAACAGAAAACUGUACAUAGUCUUAAUGUCAGCAACCUGUCUUCUGCCUUGGGUUCCAUUAUGCAAGAAAGGUGGGAUAUAAAUUAAUAAAAUAAUUGGUUUAAAGCAUCUGGCUGUGUUUUCUUUUCUGAAAAGUAUUGAUUAAAACUAGGUGCAUAAGAGUAAGCUGUGGUCUUUUAUUGUAUUCAGUUAAAUAAGUACUGAAAUUUGCACACUUCCCUUCCCAAAAUCAGCUUUGAGUCACUGCACAUUAGAACCCCUGGAACUGGGAGAUGGUCCCAUAUGACUUGCCCUAGCUGUGACUAUGUUCAACCAUGGUUUAACAUUAUGUGAACAAGGUAUCUAAUUAUAUUUUGCCAUGUUGUCCACACCAACAAAAUGUGGUUAGCAAUAAUUGUGGUUAGUUUUAAACAAGCCAACUUUAAACUGUGGUUUUUGCAGCUGUACUUUUAAAACCACAACUCUGAGGAAGGUGGCAAGCUAUGCUGAAUUAGAAGUAACUACACAGGAGGAAAGGUUUGAGCCAAAGGCUAGGCAUGGCUUGUCAUGUUGUGCUAAACUGUGGUUUGAACAUAGCUACUGUGCCCAUCCCAAGUUUAUUUUUGUUCAAGGUACUGUUCAAGCAUGAUGAUCCUAGGCCAAUAUAUGUAAGUAGGAAGGAAAUGGGGGUUUUGCACCCUGGAGUCAUAUGCACCUGACAUAAGCCCAUCUCAGUGUUGUAUUGAGCCCAAAACUUGUGACGAGCUUUUAUUCAUGAUGCACUCAAUUAUAGGCAAAAUAGAUAUACAGUGGUACCUCGGGAUGCGAAUGGGAUCCGUUCCGGAGCCCCGUUCGCAUCCCAAACAGAACGUAAGACGCGACAGCACGUCUGCGCGGGUCGCGUUUCACCGCUUCCAUGCAUGUGCGUGACGUCAUUUUGACCAUCUGCGCAUGUGCGAGUGGCGAAACCCAGAAGUAACACCCUCUGUUACUUUCGGGUCGCCACGGAGCACAACCCGAAAGCGCUCAACCUGAAGCGUAUUUAUCCCGAGGUAUGACUGUAAAGGCUUAGCUUUGGAUUACCCCAGAUGAUAUGUACCCAGGAAAGAGAUGCUUUAAUGUUGUGCCUAGCCCAACAUUUUAUAUUUGCUUGAAAUAUGUAGUGUGAAUGUUGGGGUAUAUUAAUUGGAGCCAAGUCUUGUUUCAGGGUGAAGAUCUCACAGUCCCUUAUGCAUCGUGUCUAUUUUCCAAAGAAAUGAAAUUAGUGUCUGAGCAUUACACUUCAUAUCACUUUCACACAGACCAUGGUUUGGGCAGAUGCUGACAUGCAUACUCUCUCUUGCUUUCUGAAUGGUGACAUGCAGUCAGUCAGGUGUUGUGAAGUGAGGCACUGGGUAAGGCUGCAUAGCUGCUGCCCUGUUUUAUUCCCAAAGUGUCUGAGCCCUGCUAUGAUGGGGCCCAGAGAUUCUGAGGAAAUGAGGAUGGCAGUAGCUUUUGUUUUGCCCUGCCCUUCUCCUCAGUGGUGGACUGAGUUCCACCAGCUGCCCCUAUUGCUGCUUGCCCAGCCUGUUAAGUUACUUCUGUCAGUGUGGAAAGCAGCACUGAACAGCACUGGACCACUGCAGAGAUGAUUGGUGGAGCUAAACCUGGCUCUGAGAAGAAAAGCACUGGGCAAAGCAUCUACACUGUUUUCAUUUUUCGGGGAUCACUGAGCAUCUUAUUCAGUGCCCCUUCCAACUUGGCACCAGCCCUGCUUGCAAGAAAAUGAAGUUUAAAACUAAACACAAUUUUAAGACUUCUUGCAGAGAAUAAUGUUCCAGUGUCAUGCAUAUGAUUUGUAGUGGCCCAUAGCUUAUUUGGGGUCCACAGGUAUGCACAUUUCAGGCUUCUGUUGAAUAAGGAACCAUAAAACGAUGCAAUGCCAGUCUUAUGUGUGAGGAAGUUCUGCUGUAACACAAAAUGUUUCUCUUUUAGGGCUUGAAUUACAAUGAGCAAACGCAAGCUAAAGGAGGAUAGCUUUACAAAUGGGGAAUGCAUAUCAAAGGUUAGUAUAAUUGCUUGAAUAGGAGAAACAAAGUUAUAAAUGGGGGGGAGGGUUUGCUGACAAGUAUGUAUGUCCUACUUUCACAUGUUGAUUCUUUUGCGACUCAUGUGUAUGUACAAAUGAUGCAUUUGUGGAGAGAUGUGGAUUCAGUCAGUCUCUCACUCUUUUUAAGUGUGUAUAAAUCUCUCUCACACAAGCUCCUUUGAUAAAUUCUACCAAAACCAAUUCUGCUUACCAUCUGAUUGGAUGUGUAAAUGCAGCACCAAUGCAGUCGCUUACAGCUGCACAUACAAACCAAGGUCUUCAUGUGUAAACCAGCAAGAACACCCUCAAUUCUUCUCUGUGUGUCCCUUAAUCUAGUAAGGGAAUCCAUGUGUAGAAGCCCACUUUCACAAUUGCAUACCUAUGACUAGAUAAUUUCUGGAGUGUAUAUGUGUUUGUGUGUCACGAACUAAUGCUGUGGCUACUGCUUGUUAAUGUUUAGCUGGGGUGGGGUCAUAACGCAGUAGGUAGAUCACAUGAUUUGCUCUGUCUACCAAACUUUAGUUCCAGUUUUGGUCUCCAGCAUCAUCAGACAGGACUGGGAAAGAUCCUUGUCUGAAACCCCGGAGAGACACUGCCAGUCAGAAAAUACAUUGCUGAGCUAGAUAGCCAAUGGUCUGACUUGGUAUAUGGCACUUGCAAUGUUCCUAAGUAACUGCAUCCCUACUAUAAAGAAUCCUGGAAAUUUGUACUACAGCAGGGUGGGGGACAUUUUUCAGUCUGAAGGUGAAAGUAGACAGAACAACAAUGGAAUGCAAGAACUAUCAAACUGGUGCUAACAUUCCAUUUUUGUGUACGGUGAUAGAGAGGUUCAUGGCAGAGCAACUGCAGGUGUUUCUGGAUGAAUGGAUUAUCUAGAUCCAGUGCAAUCUGGAAUCAGUCCUAAGUUUGGGACUGAAUCAGCCUUGGUUCCACCAAUGGAUGGUGUUUUAUGAACCAUCCCGGACCCUGUGAUCAUUGAGGCCCUUCUUCAAUCUUCUUACACUGAAGAUCUGGAGAGUUCGGUUCCGUUUUUACUUCAGGGUCGUGUCCAAAAGUAGCUUUGGGGGACUGUUAUUUGGGGCCAUGGAAGUUACAUUAUGGGGUCCCCUUGGGUAAUAUUUUGUUCCCAGUACUGUUAAGAAUGGUCAUUAGGAGUCUAGGGGCAAGGUGUCAUCAGUAUGCUGAUUAUAUCCAUCUCUGUUACAUCUGAACUGAGAUGUUGUUAAAGACCUGGACUAGUGCUUAGAUUCAGUUAGGCCAGUAAGCAGAGUCUGAAUCCUGGGAAGAUUGAGGCUUUGUGGGUGGAUGGUUCCUGGAUAUGGAGAUAGGCCGGUUGCCUGCCCUGGUUGGACCUAUACUUUAUUAAUCUUCCUCCCACUAGAAAUCAAGCAGGUACCAUCCUUGAUAAGUUGCAGACACCUGAUUAAAACUAUUUUAUUUCAUAAGGCAUUUUCACCGUGAAUGCUUCUUUGAUGUUUUAAUCUAUAACGUUUAAUUUAUGUUUUAUAUUCUAUGUUUGCAUUUUGUUAGCUGUUUUGGGACCCAGAAGGAGAAUGGCAAGAUAUAAAUUGUGAAAAUAAAUCAAUAACAAAUUUGUAGCUUACUAACUUCCACAGGAUAAGAGAAAAUUGUUAAAUGACAGCUGGUUGUGCUGUGCAUAUUUAAUGUCUCUAUAACUCAAUAUAUGCAGGUACAAAGACUAUUGCGUGAAAGGUUCUGUCACCAGAGUCAAAAUGGGAAGUUGUUUGGAAUUGAGCUCCAAUACAAGUAAGGAAACGGUGUAUUUAUGUUUGUUUCAGAUAACCCCUUUACUGAUCUUGUGGACUUUAAACUGCAAGUUUAGUAGAUAACAAGAUUUCAAAGAUUUGUCCCCCAAAUACUGGUUUCUUACCCAUCCUCAAAGGGACUCUAAAAAGACUAAAACAUAUUCAUAGGGAGGGAGGAAAUGUUCCCAGUGGUUCUUAUGGCAUAUCUCAAAUGAAAGCUCUGGCUAUCACAGUGCCAUUGCCCUCCCAGCCUUAAUGGAUCAUUUCACUGAACGUGGUAGAAAAGCAACAGCCAUACUCGUCCCAGAAUUCUUUUCAGUAACAUGGUCUCAAGUCAGCACCAUAGCAGCUAUUACAUUAAGGAGGAUGAGGGGUUCUAAUCCUAACGCAGCAUCACUUGACUUUACACAGGGCUCAAAAAGAAGUGUGUAAUCUAGGUACCCACCAGUAAAUAAUGUGUUGGUGAAGAGAAGACAGCAGAAACUCUUUCAUCAUUUUUUUUUAAAAAAUUGAAUAGUUAAUAACCAUUAAAAUGAUACGAAAUCAAAUACAGUGGUACCUCGGGUUACACACGCGUCAGGUUACAGAUGCUUCAGGUUACAGACUCCGCUAACCCAGAAAUAGUACCUUGGGUUAAGAACUUUGCUUCAGGAUGAGAACAGAAAUCGUGCAGCAGCAGGAGGCCCCAUUAGCUAAAGUGGUGCUUCAGGUUAAGAACAGUUUCAGGUUAAGAAUGGACCUCCAGAACGAAUUAAGUUCUUAACCCAAGAUACCACUGUAUAAAGCUAGUCAAAAUUACCCUACUUAUUAAAAUAAGUUUGUACCUAAUUUUUUUAACAAGCUUAGAGAUAUACUUACAGAGCCUAUAAAUCUAGGGUUAGAAUUUGUCGGUAAAGAUUUGUUUUUUAAUUAACUGUCCUUUUUUUUCCCUUCCAAGAAGAAAGCUAGCUUCUUGAGAAUCAGAAAAGCAUUUAAAUGACAAUUGCACAGACAAAUGUAUUCUGUUCUAUUUCUUGGUGUCAUAAUGUGUUUUCCGGAUGGGUAAAGGGAGGUGGGCUGAGACUUUUUAAAAAUAAUGUGAUUUUGUUUCUCUGAGAUGAAAUUUGAUAUCUGAAAUUAUUCCAGGUCUAAAGUUAUUUGUAUUCCUCAUUCUCUCUCUCUUCAUCCCUUACUCAGACAAUUACUCGAGCUUCUGAAACGUACUGCUAUCAAUGGUGAAAGCAACUCUGUACUCAUUAUUGGACCUCGGGGAUCAGGGAAGACUCUGGUAAUAUUUAAUUCCAUUUAGUUUUUAUAUAUUGAGUCCCAUGUGGAAAGUUGUAACUUAAUGUACUGCAUGAAAAUUAUCAGUGAAAUUCAUUUUCUUAUAAAUCAAAUGCUGGCUUUGUGGUGAGAGGGAAGAAAUUUGUUUCAUAAUGAUGUUAAACCGAAUUCACCAGCCUAUGCAUUUUUGGUACAUAGAAUGUGACUCUCAGAGCCUUUAACCUUGCUUUAACUUGUUUAGUUGUGUGCUUUCUUUCAAACAUUUGAGAUGCUUUAGCUUCUUAAUGUGCUAUUUUAUUAGAGUUCCUACCUUUAUUCUACAUCUUUUAUUCUAUAUUGAUCUUUUUAGGUCUCUUGACUAGAAAAAUCCUUUCUAAACUUCAUAAAUAAAACUGUUUUCUAACUAAGCUUUAUUUUCUAGUUUUGAUAGGAUUAUAUCCUAUGGUAUCCAUCCAGUAAGGGGAGGCUCUUUGAACAAGUAUGUUCUCCUCCAUCCUUUCCACCUUCUCAGGCUGUUCUGAAGGAUCCCCAUAUCCUCUUGGGAUUUGAGGAAGAUGCAAGGGGAUCAGGAUACCAUUGGCUGCAAAUUUCACUCUUUGGCAUGCUUCCUGACUAAUACCAUGUAGGGAAUUGAUACUUUUAAUCCCUUGCUUUUAUUUGUUAUUAUAUUUAUUUAUAUCCAUUUUUAAUGAUACAAAUCCUUAUAUGUAAAACCAAAAUAAAACAAUUAAGACAAUAUCAAAACAUACUUGUCAGGAUCUUUCCCACAAGGCGCUUACUGGUAGAUAGCCCUGUUGUGGGAAGGCACAGGCCACCUGGAAUAGGAGCAAAUCUCUACUAUUUUUCCUCUGUCAUACCAUUGUUUUUUUCAUUUGUUGCAAUUAUGAAAUAAUUUUUAAAAGCUGCAACAAAUGUUACAUUCCACUUGAUGCAUUUAAAAGGUUGCGGUUUUAACAUGUUCUUUAUUGGAAACCAGAAGUAGUCUUAAAUCUAAACGAACAAUUAUUUGUUCAGGUUCAAAUGAAACUUUCUAUGCACAGAAAGGACUUAAAUCCAUUGGGAAUGCUACAGAUAGAAGCAGGAAUAUGUUUAUGGCAGUUUUUUUCUACAGAUUGCCGUUCUGUCUGAGAGGUUACCCCAACCCACCAGUGCAGACUUUUAGCACCAUGGGGUACAGUGGAAAAAUAAGUAGAAAUCAUUUUCUUCUCUUCUCAGCUCUCUCUCCACCCCCCUGCUCCCAAAUCCUGUGCUGGAAUCCAGUCCCUUUUAUAAACAGAUUUUCGAUUUUUGCUAUUAUAAUAGUAUAAGUCAUGCCCAUAAAAACUUGUUUCAGUUUUAAAUCCUGAUACUAUGUAGUAAGCAUAUGGCAUAAGAAUUUAUGUUUUGUUUUAUUUCUUCCUAGUUAACAUGUCAUGUCUUAAAGAAGCUCAUGGAAGUAAAGGAAGUAAGAGAAAACAUCUUACAAGUUCAUUUAAAUGGUAUGUAAUUUGGUCACGUCAGCUGAAUGUCCUUGAAGAUAGUGCUAAUUGAGCCUUGUAAUUUUGUACUGAUCUAUUUCAGUUAACAGUUGCAAGGAAUUGUAGUAUCUACUGGCAGCAAAGAUAGAAUUGUACAUAAAAGCUCUAUAAAAAGCUGUGUUAACAUAAAAGCCAUGUCAACAUAGGGUAGCUUCAUGAAAACCAAGUAUAUAGACUCAUGUGAGCAGACAUCCACAUGUGCAAUGGAAUUUCUGUUAUCCACCUUGCAUCCUUGUUGCAAGUCUGCCCCAGAUGAUCCCCUAACCACCCAGGGUAGAUUGCCAGGAACAGGCUACCGAGGGAGGAGAGAAAAGAAAAGUCAUGGUGCGUAGGUGGAAGUUCAUCCUGUUCACACAUGGAAGUUGGAUACCACUAUAUAUUAUCAGUUUUAACAAUGGGUUGCUUUAAAGGGUUGAGAUUCAACAACUUGCUGUUUAGCACAAACCAUACUUUGUUGUCAAUCUGAACAGGCAAACAGAUUUUCACUUUCCUUCCAAGAAUUGCAAACCCUGCCGUAGUCUGUAGGUCUUGUUCAAAGGGCAUGUACAAACCAUGGCUAUGGGUUUUUUUCCUAGACAGGAUUUGAAUGUGUGAGGUGAAGGAGUUGGAGAAGGGAGUAUGCAAGCUCAAGGCUUACUCAUAUAAUACCAAACAAGGCUUUGUUGCACUUGAACUGGCUAGCUUUCAUCAUUCUGAAACUAAGGAUCCAAUGCAUCUUUGAGAAAAAUGAGCAUGUGAGCCUUGGAUUCUUAAUGACAUUUCUAAAAUUUGCUUUGGAUGCUACUAUUUGUUGAAAUAUAAAAUGCAUUCUUUUUUCUGUCUUUCUAGUGGGGUUUAUAGAAUUUCCAAAUCUAGAAUAUUACAUGUAUUUGCAAUUGUCUUCUAGGGUUAUUACAGACCAAUGAUAAAAUUGCUCUUAAGGAGAUUACAAGACAGCUAAAUCUAGAAAAUGUGGUUGGAGAUAAAGUUUUUGUAAGUAAAACAUUUAGCUGUACUUAAAAAUAUAUAGUCUACAUUGAUGUACUCUUUCAACUUGUAACUAUAUCCAUAUGCUACAAAAUCAUAAAACCGUGUAAGGGACAUUGCAAACGCAAUUCUCCCUUUUAGAUUUCUUAGACUGCAACACAACCAGCUGGGUUAUUAUUAUUUAAUUGUUUAUUUAAUUGUUUAUUGUUAUACUCCCACUUACCUGAAGGCAGAAAAAAUGUCAUCAUUCCUAUGUUGUCCCUCCCCUUUAGUGACAUUUUUUUCUGUCCUUGCUUGAAGCAGGUUUUUAUAUUAUUAUUAAUAUGCCACCCACCUGACUGAGUUGCCCCACUCUGGAUGGUUCCCAACAAAAUAAUAAUAAAAGCCCUAUAAAACAGCCAUUAAAUCUUCCCUGUAGAGGGCUGCCUUCACAUGUCUUCUAAAAGUCAUAUAGUUAUUUAUCUGUUUAUCUCCUGCAACUGAUUAUUCCGCUCUGAUUACACUUUACACUUUGUAGAAGCUGUUGCAUUUUUUUUUUUGCAAUAGCAUACAGUUCUACAAAAUACAACGGAUAGGAUUCUGGGGGUGUUGUUCUGGGGGUCCCCCCCAAAAGAAAAGCCAAUUUCACGUGGUACAGUGGUGGUGGGAGGAGAGGGGGAAGCCCUGCUGCACAAAUGGGAAUGUUUGUGCAUGGGUUCUGCAGAUAGGCACUCGUUUGGUGAAUCCUGCUACAUGUUUUUAUUUUAAAGCUUAAUAUCUACCAGAUAAUCAUUCAGAUGUUGUUAUCUUUUAGGGUAGUUUUGCAGAAAACCUCACAUUUCUUCUUGAAGCAUUAAAGAGAGGUAAACAUACUUUCUUGGUGAUUAAUAACACGUUAUUGGGGGUUAAUGACAAACACUAUGACCACCUACUCCAUCCAGAUUACUAACUGGUAUCCAUUGGCAUUUCUACAACCCCUGUUUUAAAGCAGCUGCGCUGGUUGCCAGUUUUUUUGCAGGCUCAGUUCAAGCUGCACACUUUGGUAUUUAAAGCUCUAAGCAACUUAGGCCCCAAAUAUCUGACAGCCUGACUCCUUCUCUACUGUCUGCUUCUUUCAGACCAUUAAGAUCAGCAGAGGAACCCCUCUUGGUAUUUCUGUGUCCCACAGAAGUUUGCCUUUGGCCACUAGGGAGUGGGUAUUCUCUGUGGUAGCCACUAAAUUAUGGAAUUCUCUCCCCAUUGAGGUGCAUCUAUCAUCUUUGUGGUACAAUUUUCACUGUAUGCUGAAAACUUGCCUCUUUACCCUGAUCUUUGUAACUUUAUUCUCUGUUUUUUAUAUUGUAGUUUCACUGCUGCAUUAAAUAUUAGUAUCAUUCUAUUUUAAAUUGUAUCAUUGUUUUGUCACAACCCUCCCUGGGGCCUUAUGGUGAAGGGUGGGUAAGAAAAUCUGUAACUUAAAUACUGCAGUAAAGGAACUGAAGUGAAAUGUUUGGUGGCUUUGCCUUCUUACAACGAAUUGGAAGUUCUUGCUAAAUUGCAAGUUAUGUUACAGUUUUUUCAGUUGCUUGCAAAGAGAUACCUGUUGAGCUAGUGGAAGUCUUUGUGCAGAACCACUUAGUUGAAUUGGGUCCCUAAUAUUUACCUGUUUGUUUUAUGUAUUAGGUGACCGUGCUCACAGUUGCCCGGUGCUGUUCAUCCUAGAUGAGUUUGAUCUGUUUGUUCAUCAUAAGAACCAGACGUUGCUGUAUAACCUCUUUGAUGUGUCCCAGUCAGCACAGACACCUAUAGCUGUUGUUGGUCUGACUUGUAGACUGGUAAAAUGAAUUUAGUUUUCUCUUAAUAUAUGUCGCCACCAGUGCAUGUAAAUUCAGAUGGUGACUAGUAAAGAUGCUUCUCUUUAAUUGGCUAGAGACCCUGUGGAGGGAAAAGUAAGAAACUUUUAGGGAUUGUGAAUCAUUUUCAUUACUAAAUAAAGAAUGCUACUUUAACCACACUUAGUAGAACUUCCUGUGUGUGCUACUGGAGUUGAAAUAGCUUAGUCGCGUAAUACUGCUAAUAGUAUUUGUGUUGGUAGAAAAGAUUCUGUUCCUCUUCUAAUGAGGGUUGAUUGAGAAAUCUUAACAUGAAAUACCUGUUCAAAUGAUCAUUUUUAAUAGAUAAUACAAUUCAUAUAAAAAUAAUUUAAAUAAGUUGCCAACACUGGUAUGCCUAAUAAACUGAAAACUAACAUAGAUAUUUGAUAGUAACUGAGAUUUCUAGAAUUUUCCGUGGCAAGCAUUUAACCUAUGUAUACAGAAUUUCAAAUGAACUGUUUUAUAACGUAUGUAUUGAAGUUGUCAUUCUGCAGAGCUGGCAAAUGCUCAAGCAUAAUUCUGAGGUCAGUUUGCAUCCUUAAAAAGUAAAAAAAAAAAAAGGUAAAAAAGUUAUCUAGCAAUUGAUAUGUUUUUUCGUAGAUUUCUUAUGUUUUUGUUCUGUUUGCAAUUUUUCACUAGGACAUUCUUGAACUCAUGGAGAAGAGAGUGAAGUCAAGAUUUUCACACCGGCAAAUAUACUUAAUGAAUUCAUUUGAUUUUAAAAAAUAUCUGAAUAUUUGUAAAGAACAGUUAUCCCUGCCUGCAGAAUUUCCAGAAAAGUCCUUUAUUCAGAAAUGGAAUAAGAAUGUACAGGUAAUUGAAAUAAUAGUAAUAAUCAGUCAAUUGUAAUUUCUUGCUGAAGAUAUUCAAACUGCUGGGUAACAGCGCUUAUACAGCUUAAAAAGGAAUGCAUUGGAAUGUACUUAUUCUAGUCGAAAUUAGGAUCCAAGUUAUUGUGUCUGUUAGUGCACAGACUUUCACUUGUGAAAUGGAAAUUUCCCCUCCUCUUCCUUGCAAAUGCCCCUUUGGUGACCUCAAAAUCAGCUCUGGAUAGUUUGGGGACCCUUGGAGCAGAUUUUGGAGUUGCAUGGGAGGAGAGGAAAGGAAAGUCUUGUUGUGUGAGCAGAGUUCUGUGUACAAGCCAUCAUUUCUAAUUUUAAAAGGAGUAGAAAAAUUGCAUAUCAAGUAUUACUUGAAGGUAUUUUAUUGCUUCCCUACAUUCUGUUUUCAAAACCAGCCGCCAUGUACAUCUAGCACUGGUAUCUGCCUCUGUAAUUAAAAAUUAGUUUGAAAAUUGCAAUACUAGAUUGUAGAGUUCUAGCUUUGUGAGUUUGAUGGACUUCCAUUUCAUGCAGCUCAAUGUGGUGCCUUCCAUAGUUCUAGAUGUGUAUCUGAAGAAGUGUGUAUCUGAAGAAGUGAGCAUGCACACGAAAGCUUUUGCCAAGAACAAACUUAGUUGGUCUCUAAGGUGCUACUGGACAAUUUUUUUAUACAGUAUAUUUAGAUUGCAGAGUGAAGAUCUCAAACACUGUUAUGAAGAGCAACUAUGGUAAAAUUACUGCAUUUAUCACAUUUUUAAUACAAGACCCCUUUCAAACAGGUACAUAAAAAUCUCCCAAAGUGAGGUAAAUUAGUACAUAAUGACAUCAUCCUAUAAACUGAGUUUUACUAAAGUUUCAGCUGGGGAGAAGAAAACAGUUUUUAUUAGUAUUUUAGUACUUGCUUUGAAAGGUGAUUGAGAGCAAAGUUUUCAUCCAACUGGUCCAAUCCAAAUAACUAUUGUACUGAUCAUUGGCCAUGACAAAUCUGAAUAAAUAUAAGCAAAAUAAGUACAAGCAAAAGGAAUGCCGCACCACAAAUAAUAGUCUCUAUUUAGAUCUCUUUGUCUCCCUUACAGUUCACUGCCGUAUGGUCCAGCGUCUUCUUUCUGAUCUUUUUGUUAAAGCCAACCACAUGGAUUGCUUUUGAUAAAUUAUAACAGAUUAUAUUUUUGUGAUCUUCCCUGAAUCACUUUGUAUUAUCUUAUCAACUGUGUUAUCCUACCACCUGUAUAAAAAUGUUUAGGUGAAUUAAGAUGACUAGCUUGCUUAACAAUUAUUGAUUUUGAAAAUAAUGUUUUAGUCUCUCUUAGAAGACCAAAAGGUGCAAGAUGUACUGCAAAAUCAAUUCCAUUAUAGUAAAGACCUGCGGUCUCUCUUCAUGUUGUUGGUAAGAUCUUGGCACGUUUAUUUCUGACUCACAUUUUACUGUUAUUCAUGAAAAUAAACUGAUACUUCUAGUUACGAAUUGAGUUAAUACAACUACUAUAUAAAAGAAAACUAAUAUGGAAAGGAAUAUGUUUUGAUACAGCAUGCUGGCUUAAGCCCUUUUCUAGUGGUAAAUGUUUUUCUGAGGAUGGGAUCCAGAGUUCACUCUUGCCACCAGCAGUAUUCCCUGAGCAGAGUUCCACUCAGGAGAUGCACUUAAGGGCAGAAGGUGAUUACCCUUUCUGUAGCUCAUAGUAACACUUUCCCAUGGAGCGGUGUGGAAAGUCUGUGCCUUUUAAGUUCUAAUAAAAUUCUGCAAGUCCGACUUCAGUGAUGUACUUGUGAGUCAAACCACUUCAAGAUUUUGAUGGCAAUAAAUACAGAGAAGUCUUAAAAUAAUAUACAGUUCUAUUUGCUAAUGAUCACAGCCAUUGCUUGUGCAGUACAAGGCUCCCUGUUGACUCUCAUGACAUUUAUUUUGUUUGGUGUGUCUUACUGUCUUAAGAGCCCCCUCCAGACCACUGGAAGGACCUCUAUACAGUUAGGAAUGUUAAAUAUUUCCCCUUUAUUCUGUUUUAUGUAUUCUGACUGCAGGAUUUGGGUUCAGAAACUGUGUAGAGAAACAAGUUUAUUGAGGUUCUGUCUCUGGCCUGGUUUGAAUAUAACAUUCCAGGCUCUAUAAACCAUUUCUUAGGAGACCAGGGACCCAUGUCAUGCCCUCAUGCUUGUCUCUUGCCCCUCCUCUCUGCCUGCAUACUAGCUUUAGUGAGGAUAUAUUGGUUUCUUCUAAACAAGAAAUAUUUGUUAAGUCUGAAAGAGGAAAUUCUGCUUUAAAACCAGAUUUACUGUUUGGUGUGGGCAGUAUCCAAAGUGGGUUAACUCCUGCUUGCUUGUCAGGCAUAGAAUCGUGUGACUUGGCUUUUUGUACUGUUCCCUCUCCAAAGGAAUUCUUCUCCAUUUCUUCCCUACCUUUCAAAAGGAGCAAUCCCUUUCUCCAAAGGAAACCCCUGCCCCAAGACCACCACUUUGCUUUCCUCAGGGAAGUUUCUAUUGUGGGGAGAGCUCUAUUGCAUGUUCCUUCAUCACGGUACAGUGACUUCACCCACUGAAGGUCUUGCAUAGCUUUUACAUAUUCUGCCUUAGAUAUCGCCAACACUACACAAGUCAUGGAGUGUUGGUACUGUGCAAGUUUUUUCUGGUUGGUGUGCGGAAGUAUUCAAGACCAUACCUUUACUAAGAUGUGCAUAUUUUCAACAAGGAGCCCUCACCCUUAUGGGUGGCCAUCACCUUGUUCAAAAUUGCACCACAAGAGGUCUUCACCUCUUCAAUUCCUCCAUCACAACCCACUGUUCCCUUAACUUCCUUCUAUAACUGUAUUUUUCUGCUACAGUAUUGGCCGUGGCCUCAAACUUGGGAAGGACUUUCAGAGAGGGCAUAGUGCCAAAAAGCCCAGUCACAUGAUUUUCUGCCUCCUUUCAAAAUAGGAGUUCACAGACCAACCAGAAAGAACCUUCACUUGUAAGUACCAAUUUUCCAAUCUCCACGCUGCAAACAUUAAUUUUUUUAAGAGUAGUUCUCUUUAUAAUGCAGCCGAAUUGGACUUAAAUCCAUCUAAGUUGUUCUUGGUCUGAUAAAACAUUGUAUUACAUUUUCUGGUUGCCUCCUGAGCAUUGUGUGUUGUUUCCAAAAUUACUUCUGUUUCAAAGAGUAAAAUAAGUAGGUGUAAAAUUAUGAAAGAUCCUAAAAAUGGAUAUUGCAAUCAAUAUAUAGCACUGUUGGAUAGAUUCUGCAGUAAUACUCUCAGUUGAAUGUUACAAACUAUUUUGUAUUGUAAAUAACUAUUGAUGCUUUUAUAAUGACUGAGUCAUUAAAUAUUUAAAUUAUUAUUUUGUCUUCAGAUGCUUGCUUCAAGUAGUAUAACUGUGUCUCACCCGUAUAUCAAUGCAUCAGACCUUCUUGAAGCAGGCAAACACUGCAGAAUGGACUCUAAAGCAAAUAUUGUACAUGGUAAGAUGACAGUGUGUACUUACUAUCUUAAAUUAUGUGAGCAAGUUCUGAAAUGCACUUUAUGUGCUUUCUUUGUUUCAAUUGGAUCAUCAUGCCCCAAAUAAUGCUUUGAAGCAUGCUCUGCAAUUGGGUGUUUCUCCCUCUCCUCACUUGCUCUUCAUCCUUUGUGGAUCUCCAGAUUCUCAGGGAUGGCUGAAGUGGGCACUAAAUGCACGGUUUGUUGAGGCUAGUCUUGACACUGCCACACAGCAUCAGACAUGUCUCAGUGGUAGAUCAUAAAUAUUGGGGAGGUGGAAUAAGGCAACGCUUUAAGUAUGCUGUCGCCAGUGAGUUUAUGGCUUUAUGUUUAAUAAUAGUAAGACCUCAGGAGAGUGCUGGCAACCUGUGCAGCUCCUGCAACACAGGUGUUAUACCGGAUGUGGGUACCAGUGGCCAGUAGCAACUGGGUUGCAAAAUUCGGCACCAACUGCAGCUUCCAAAUCAGCCUCCGUGGUCACACAACAUAGAAUGCAUUACAGUGCUCGAUCUUUCAGGUUACCACUGCUUCAACCACCAUAGUCAAGCUAUCCUAAUCCAGGAAUGGCUGCAGCAGAUGUUGGUAAAAGGCUUUCUGAGCCAUGAAAGUAACCUGCGCCUCAAGCAAUAAGCCUAGAUCCAGAGUGACCCCUCCCCCACAAAAAAGACUGCAUAGCUGCUCCUUUAGAAGGGAGUUCAAGCUGCUGACAGCUCCAGACAAUGGAACCACUCAACCACAGUGCUUCUGUUUUGCUAGAAUUUAAGCUCAGUUUAUUGGCCCUCAUCAAACCCACACUGCAUCCAGGAAGUGGUCCAGAAUUUGCACAGCCUCAGCUGUAGGCUAUUUGGUCUCUGAACCAUCUGGGAAAGCUUCGCUGGCCAACAACUACAAGAUACAGUGGUACCUCAGGUUAAGAACUUAAUUCGUUCCGGAGGCCCGUUCUUAACCUGAAACUGUUCUUAACCUGAAGCACCACUUUAGCUAAUGGAGCCUCCUGUUGUUGCCGCGCCGCCGGAGCACGAUUUCUGUUCUUAACCCGAGGUACUAUUUCUGGGUUAGCAGAGUCUGUAACCUGAAGCGUAUGUAACCUGAAGCGUAUGUAACCUGAAGCGUAUGUAACCCGAGGUACCACUGUACAACGUACCCAGCGAGUGGGGUAGGUCCUACCCAACAGGUUGUCAUCUUGGGGUAAAACCAUGUUAGGCUUAGGGUUGUAAUUAACCAAGUAGACUUCCUUUCCUUUAUUUUAUAUUUGAAAUGUAAAGUCAUCUUUCCUUUUGAAAGCUUGAAGGAAGAAAUAAUAAAAAUAGUUUCAAAUAGCUGUUAACAUUUUAGAUUAGGCAUUUAAAAAGCUAUACUGCCAUGAAAAUAGCUAUUAAGAAUUGUCUUCUUUCUCUAAUAGGUUUGUCUGUGUUGGAACUCUGCCUCAUAAUAGCCAUGAAACAUUUAAAUGAUACUUAUGGAGGAGAACCAUUUAAUUUUCAGAUGGUUUAUAAUGGUAAGGUGACAUCAGAUUCGCUACAAAAUGCGUAGUUUAUUACCUCUAAAACAAAAGUGUAAUAUAAUUUGUAUUUGUUUUGAUGUAGAGUACCAGAGGUUUGUACAGAGGAAGGCACACACAGUGUACAGUUUUGAGAAACCUGUUGUUAUGAAGGUAUGUACUUUACUACAUUCUUUUGAAAGCUUCUGUUUUAGUGCCACAGAGGACAAAUAGUUUGAAAUAAGAUUGAUAGAAGAACUGGAACUGUUAAGAUUUAGCUCCCAUUUUUUAAAAAAAAGAUAUUCUAAAAUGUUUUAGGGUUGUAUGCUUUACAUAGGUGUCAUUGUCUAUCUUAGUCUUUUCAUUAUUGUAUUUGGUACUCUGCUGCCCUCUAGUGAACAUUGUAUGCAUACAUGUAGCUUUUAUGCUGCAAAUGAGGUUUUUUUGUGAUGGAGAUGCUGUUUUAGAAAAUGAAAAUAAACAGUCUAAAAUAGAGGCAAGAUUUUGCUGCAUCUUAAUUCUUAUUCAGUAGCAAACUGUAAUCUAAAAUAUCUGUAACUGUAAAUUAUGUUGAAUUUAUCUGUGGAUGAUGGGGAAAGAUUCUAAUGAUGAUUUGGAUUUUUUAUUUUUAGGCUUAUGAACACUUGCUGCAUCUUGAAUUGAUAAAACCUGUAGAAGGACCAUCUAUGUGCACACAGAGAGAAUACUUGCUAAUGAAUCUUCUUUUGGACAACAACCAAAUUAUGGAUGCUCUGCAGGUUUACCCAAAUUGCCCAACUGAUGUAAAGCAAUGGGCUACAUCUUCAGUAAAUUGAUUGUGGAUUUGAAAUAUUUGAUGAGAUUCUGGAAAGUGGUACUUGGUUACAAAUAAACCAGACGAAAAAUCGGUGUUAUCUAUUGAAAGAUGACCUUUAAAAAUGUUCUUCAACUGCCCAAUGUACUUGAUUAAAAAGUGUAUCCCUCUUUUCUUUGGUUUAUUUGUUAAUAUUUCCAAAGAAGUGGAUUUUGAUCUGCAACAGAAAUCCAGUUUUCUGGGUGAUACCCAGAUUGGAGUGAAUUCAUUCACUUGAGUCUGUUGCAGUGGAUCUACGCUGUGUAUGACUAGUGUUGCAUACAGUCUGGUGUUUACAUUUUUCUUUUGGUUGUUGUCUAAUAAGUGAAUAAAGGAAAAUGUUUCUAUUUUAUUACAGCCAGGGAAAAUAUUCUGUUUGUGUCAGUCUCUCUUCUGCUAGUUUACUAGUUGUGUUUAGUUAAACUCUUAUACUGAAAUUUUUCUUAAGUCUUCAGGAAGCUGAUGGCAAAUUAUUUUGGAUGUUGUAAUAGUUAAUACAGAGAAAACAGUUCUAUUAAAGUCCUGAUUAAAAUUGUAGGACAACUGUUUGAGAAGAGGUAACUUGGGCUGACUGCCUGGCUGGCUUUGCUUUUCCUUGUGUAGGUAUUUUCCAUCUUACCACCUAGCAGUAUUGGGGACUAUAAUUUGCAAAAAAAAUAUCAAUGUAAAUACGUAUAUAUGGAUAUAUAUGUGAACCUAUGGGGCAAUUUAAAUUGGAAGUUUAGAAUGGGGCAGUGAUGGAGUGUGGAGCUUCAGUCUUCAUGGAAGGCAGCUCCUAACCUGCACUACUCAGAGAAAGAGAAGUCAGCUUUAAUAAUUGUCUUGAAUAUCCCCACAAACCAACUGCUUUCUUAAUGCUCAAGGAGCCUUGUUUCAAAGCCUUUGGGCUACACUGUUGCAUAGCUAAAUGGGGGCUGUUAGCAGUUGUAGUUCAGCAACACACUUGUGUAUCACCUCUGGCCAUUGGCUGUGUCCACAGGACCCAAGGUUCCUCAUUCCAGCUGCACAGGGUCAAUUGCUCAUGUGGUUAUUUUCAUAAAGUUUGGGGACUGUUUCUAGCUCCUGGUUUGAAGGUUACUUCUCCAGUGGGGGCCCUCUAGAUGAUGAUGUACUCUUUAACAUCCCCAAGCAGAAUUGCCAGGAAUGAUGGUAAUUGUGUAGUUCAACAGCACUUGGGGGAAUCGGGCUGGAGAAGGCUGCCUGCUUUAAUAUGAGGAAACAUUGUGCUGUGCUGCACUUGUAAAAUGUUUUUCUAAAAAAAAUACUGAUUCUUAGCCUUGCCUUCCCUCAAACCCAGCUGUCUACCUUUUGUUCUCUUGUCCUUAUCACUUCUCAUCUGAUGUAGGACCUCUCUGUAGCCUUUACUGCUAUAUUAAACUGGUUCUUUAUCAAAAAUCCCUUUAAUUCCUAGAAGUUUCAAGAGCAGCAGAUAACUCAUGAUUCUUUGGAGCUAGUUUUUACUAUUGGAUCUAUAUUAUCAAAGCAGCUACUGGGCGUUGGUAUGUUUGUGCGAAUUUAACUUGAUUGUCUUGUUAGUACUUAUUUCUAAACUACCUCAUGUGUCUUUGCCAUAUAUGCACGCUCUAUUUUCUUCUGUAGCUUCUUUUAAAAUUCUGAAAUAGCUACACACCCGUACAGUAAUCUUAAAUUUUAAUGGGGAGUAAAUAGGGGGGGGGGAGGAGAGAGAAAAAACUGGAUUUGUAUUUUCAGCUGUUUGAUUGGAUACAAUACGUUAUCAGCGCACCUUUUUGCACACUGUCAUGGUAAACUAUAAACUGCUGUUAAAUAAUGUAUGGCAUUUAUUUUCUUUAGGAGAUAGGGCCAGAGCACGCACACAAUAGACUUCAGAAAUGAGGAAAUGUCAUUCUCAGUUGACUUUGUAAAACUGUAUGUGGAUAUUUGGCUUAUUCGGCAGUACAAAACCACUUGAUGAAAACCAGUUGUAUAAGUAGAUUUAAAAUU
Molecule: messenger RNA, 24246 nt
Organism: Podarcis lilfordi (Lilford's wall lizard)
Lineage: Eukaryota; Metazoa; Chordata; Lepidosauria; Squamata; Lacertidae
Source: the annotation of a GenBank genome assembly